Molecule: messenger RNA, 527 nt
Organism: Xyrauchen texanus (razorback sucker)
Lineage: Eukaryota; Metazoa; Chordata; Actinopteri; Cypriniformes; Catostomidae
Exons: 5
Coding region: 99-527 (142 amino acids)
Source: RefSeq, a predicted model, not a curated record
CCCUUGCUCAUUACUGAAAGCUGCUGAGAGAACAGAGUGAUUUAAUCGUAAUUUAAUCGGAAGAGGUAAAUGUUCUUCACAUCUUAUUCAGGACUAAGAUGUUUGUUACUGUGAUAUUUGGUGAAGGAAGAGAGGAGCUAUUGAACAUAAACUGCAAGAUUAUAAACUUCAUCCACUGCAUAAAAGAGAAAUGCAAUCUGGGUGUCCAAGAUGAUGUGGACUUGAUGGACAGGAUGGGAGAGCUGAUGAACUUGAAUGAGAAAGCACAGAGCACUGACCUCAUCAGCAGUUUGCUGAAGGAGAGAGCGAGCUAUAUUCCAGUACGUGUGUCACGAGGUGAAGGCACUGAAGGUCCUAAAUAUUCAGCAGUUAGUGGUUUUGGGACAAGUUACCCUGAGCUAGCAGAGGUCCUAAGAAAGUUGACAAAUCACUCAAAGGACAGAGACAAAAAGGGCGGCACAUCAAAAAAAGGCGGAGUUAGUCAAAACCGUAUCAAAGCUGCUGUCAAGAAGAUACCUCGGAGCUAA